This is a messenger RNA of Myxozyma melibiosi, 3134 nucleotides long. RefSeq names its product P-loop containing nucleoside triphosphate hydrolase protein. The transcript has 2 exons. Gene Ontology annotation, cellular component: nucleus. Gene Ontology annotation, molecular function: RNA binding; ATP binding; RNA helicase activity. The record is from RefSeq and is a predicted model, not a curated record. Lineage: Eukaryota; Fungi; Ascomycota; Lipomycetes; Lipomycetales; Lipomycetaceae. The coding region runs from base 37 to 3039 and encodes 1000 amino acids.
UCCUCUCUCUCUUUCAUCUGUACAUAUCCACCCAAAAUGUCAGACAGCGAGUCUGAAUACGACAUCUCGAACGCGAUCGCGUCGUUCAACGACGCGGCUGCCGCGGGCGGCGACUCGUCUGACGACGACAGCGUUUUCGACGACGUUCAAAUUACGAACCGCAAGAAGAACCUGCCGUUGUCGACUUCAUCCUCAGCCACGGGAUCGAACAGCGUGGUGCAGACGCAGAAGAAACAAGAGAAACCAAAGCCAAAGAAAAUGCCGGCGUUGACGGCCGUUGGAUCAGACGAGGACGAGGACGAGGAUGACGAGGCUGAGUUUUUUAAAAACUUGCCUGUCGCGGGGGUUAACGGCGGCGUGGGCGCGGACGGCAAGAUGAAGAAGUUGAAUCCGGGAAAAUUCAACGCGCUGGGCCUGUCGCAGCAGCUGGUGCGGAACGUGCAUAGAAAGGGAUAUAACACGCCGACGCCGAUUCAGCGGAAGACGAUUCCGCUGGUGUUGAACGGGGUCGAUGUUGUUGGUAUGGCGCGCACAGGAUCAGGCAAGACGGCGGCGUUUGUGCUGCCGAUGAUUGAGAAGCUGAAAGCGCAUAGCGCGAAGGUUGGCGCGCGGGCGAUUGUCCUCUCGCCGAGUCGAGAAUUGGCGCUGCAGACGCUGAAAGUGGUCAAGGAGUUUUCGAGGGGUACGGAUUUGAAGUGCAUCUUGCUCGUCGGUGGUGAUAGUCUUGAGGACCAGUUUGGGUGGAUGAUGACGAAUCCGGAUAUCAUCAUCGCGACCCCUGGUAGAUUUGCGCAUUUGAAGGUCGAGAUGGAUCUUGAUCUGAAGUCUGUCGAGUACAUUGUUUUCGACGAAGCUGAUCGUCUCUUCGAACUCGGUUUUUCGAUGCAGUUGAUGUCAAUCCUCGCCAGCUUACCUGCAUCCCGCCAAACCCUCCUAUUCUCCGCCACGCUCCCGAAAUCACUUGUCGAAUUUGCCCGCGCCGGUCUGAGCGACCCCGUGCUCGUGCGCCUGGACGCAGACUCCAAGAUCUCGGACGAGCUCGAGAUGUUUUUUUUCAGCAUCAAGUCCUCCGAAUCCGACGGCGCGCUGCUGUGGCUUCUUCGCGAUGUCAUCAAGAUGCCUACCGCUGCCGAGAUGCCGAAGCGGGAUUGGAAGUUCAACAAUGGAUCUGACAGCGACAAGGAAGAUAACGGAGAAGACGAGCACGACAAGAAGAAGAAGAAAUUCGAUCGCAAAAAGUCGAAGUUCAGCAAACCUCCGUCCGGGAACGAAGCCACCUCUCCACACGCGACGAUCGUGUUCGCGCCCACCCGCCAUCACGUAGAGUACGUCGCCAACCUACUCCGCGAAUUUGGCUACGCGAUCUCCUACAUCUACGGCUCGCUCGACCAACACGCGCGCCGCGAGCAACUCGCCAUGUUCCGCGCGGGCGUCACCUCGAUCCUCGUCGUCACCGACGUCGCAGCCCGCGGUAUCGACGUGCCUAUCCUCGCUAACGUGGUCAAUUACUCGUUCCCUGGCUCGCCCAAGGUCUUUGUCCACCGCGUCGGUCGUACCGCUCGCGCAGGAAAACGCGGCCGUGCGUUCUCGCUCGUGAAGGAGACUGAGGUGCCGUACUUGCUUGAUCUCGAGCUGUUUUUGGGGAAAUCUCUCAAACUGCCUAGUGAUCUCGAAACUCUCGCCGCCGAGGAGAUUGAUUACACGCGGGAUAUGGUGUGCGGCAGUUUCCCGCGCGACGAACUCGAGCGCAGCUGCGAAGACGUGCAGACUUUGUUGACUAAAGAUUACGAUCUAUCCUCGCUGCGCCAGGUCGCAAUCAAAGGUGAAAAGCUGUACUUGAAAACGCGCGGCUCGGCCAGUAGCGAGAGCGUCAGACGCGCAAAAGAGGUGAUUGUGCGCGGAUGGGACACGCUCGCGCCGAUGUUUCGCGAGCACGAGCUUGCGGAGCGGGAGAACAUGCUGCAGCGGCUGGCGCGGUUUAGACCUGCGGAGACGAUCUUUGAGGUUACGCGAAAGGGGGGUGUGAAUGCGGAUUCGGCGGCGGAUUUGAUGAGGAGACGGAGGUUUCAGGUCGCGCCGAUUCAAAAGUAUGCAAAGGCGCAGGGCACGUUGCGGUGGACUGCUGAGGAUGGGGAGGAGAGUCAGAGUCAGAGUCAGGAGAUGGAGAUGGAGAGUGAGAUGGAGCAGGUGAUUAUUGCGAACGACGAGGAUGAGGAGGAAAUUGAGCAGUCAGAAGACGCGGAGAAGCUCGCGAGCGCGACUGAAGACGAGAUUCUAAACACAUUCAAGCUCGCGCCCGAGAAACCUCAGAAGCGCAAACGCGACUCUUCUACUAUUAGCAGCAGCAGCAGCAGCAAAAAAACCAAACCAACAACAUUCCGCGACGAAGCGCAUUACAUCUCCCACUACGCUCCCUCCGAGAUGGCGCAGGACCGCGGCUACGGCGUCAACACGACAGCCAACAACGCUACCUCUGUGAUUUCAUUCAUGGACAACGCCGCAAGCGCAUCGUUCGAUCUCGGGAACGACGACCCGACUAGGUCCGGGUCGGGCAUUAUCGGCAGUAACCGCACGAAACUGACAAAGUGGGAUAAGAAAAAACACAAGUACGUGACGAAGCAGGCGGGCGACGACGCCGAGAUGGGCGGGAAGAAGGGCAAGAUGAUUCGCGGCGAGAACGGCGUGCGCCUGCCCGCGACGUAUAAAUCCGGCAGAUUCGAGAGCUGGAAGGCCGCGAAUAAGAAGAAAGACGGGGUCCGUGUCGGGCAGUCUGAGAAUCCGCGCGACGCGGCAGGCGGGGCUGGCCCGCAGAAUAGGAGAUACAAGCACAAGGAGGUGAAGGCGCCUAAAGCCGCGGACAAGUUCCGCGACAACUACAUGACGCAGAAUAAGAAGUUUAAGCAGGCGAUGGAGAAGGGCGUUGUUGCGCCGCAGGGGGCGAGGAAUGAGUUGAAGUCGGCGAUGGAUAUUCGAAAGGCGAGGAAGUUGAAGGAGAGGAGGAAGGAGAAGAACGCGAGACCUAGUAAGAAGAGGAGGUAGGCGGUGUUUAUUCUAUGAACUUGAUAGAUGUCCACGGAUAGAGUAGAUGUGAGUUCAAUACAUUAAUAUAAGCCCAAAUACAAUGCAUCUAUAGC